AUGGAGGUGGCGUUCGGCGGCGACGGCCGCAUGGUGGCAGCACUGGUCAAGGCCGACACCAUUCUUGUGCGCAACCUGUGGCAGAAAGAGAGCGCCAAAACACAUCAGUACAACACGCUGCGAUCGGACAGCGCCCGUCCCUUCACCUGCCUGGCGUGUCACCGGACGGAGCCGGCGGUAGCGGCCGGCGACGCCAGCGGCCGGCUGCUGCUGUGGCGCCGCCUGCUGGCCGACGCGCCACCCGUCCGCUCCGUGCUCCACUGGCACACGCUGCCGCUGCCCAGCGUCAGCUUCUCGCCCGAGGGGACGUACCUGGUGAGUGGCGGAGAGGAGUGCGUGCUGGUGUACUGGCACGGCCAGGACGAGCAGCCCGCCUUCCUGCCGCGUCUUGGUAUGCCCAUCCGCCACGUCACGGUCUCGCCCGACAACCAGCUGGUGGCCACGUCACACGCCGACAACGUGAUCCGGCUGGUGAGCGCCCAGCGCCAGGUGACGCAGCUGAUCCGCGGCCUCAGCUGGGGCGCCAGCGCCGGCCCGGCCACCGGCUUGGUGCUGGAGCCUCGCUGCGGCGCGCUGCUGCUGAACGGCGCCGUCGGCCACCUGCAGCUGUUCUCGCCGCACGACCGGCGCGACCUCUACAGCGUGACGCUCCCGACCGACCACCUCGCCAGCCACACGAGGACCUACGCCGACGAAACAGGCGCUAAGCACAUCCGGAACAGCGACCCAGCGUUCCUAAGCGACGCAGCCUCGCACUGCUGCAUCAGCGACGCAGCCUCGCACUGCUGCAUCAGCGACGCAGCCUCGCACUGCUGCAUCAGCGACGCAGCCUCGCACUGCUGCAUCAGCGACGCAGCCUCGCACUGCUGCAUCAGCGACGCAGCCUCGCACUGCUGCAUCAGCCACGCUAGCGGGGCCGCCGCCGCUGAAUAUCGCCGGAAGGCGGACAUCCGUCUGCGGGGAGGCUGA
Pollicipes pollicipes is the source of this 969-nucleotide messenger RNA. RefSeq names its product WD repeat-containing protein 75. The transcript has 6 exons. NCBI's taxonomy places the organism in Eukaryota, Metazoa, Arthropoda, Thecostraca, Pollicipedomorpha, Pollicipedidae. Bases 1 to 969 code for a protein of 322 amino acids. The record is from RefSeq and is a predicted model, not a curated record. Gene Ontology annotation, biological process: positive regulation of rRNA processing; ribosome biogenesis; positive regulation of transcription by RNA polymerase I. Gene Ontology annotation, molecular function: protein binding; RNA binding. Gene Ontology annotation, cellular component: nucleolus; small-subunit processome.